Messenger RNA from Micropterus dolomieu (smallmouth bass), 2991 nucleotides. RefSeq names its product B cell linker (gene blnk). The record is from RefSeq and is a predicted model, not a curated record. Lineage: Eukaryota; Metazoa; Chordata; Actinopteri; Centrarchiformes; Centrarchidae. Gene Ontology annotation, biological process: cell surface receptor protein tyrosine kinase signaling pathway; intracellular signal transduction. The coding region runs from base 237 to 1781 and encodes 514 amino acids. The transcript is spliced from 24 exons.
GCAACUUAGGGGACAAGUUUAGAUUUUUGAGAAAAUACAUUGAAUUGCCACAUUACUUAUGGAUGAAGGAAGGGGAGACGGAGAAUAUGUGCUGGUUUUAAUGAGGUGACCUCCCUGUGUGUACUUCUCCCUUUUGAAGCUGGCUGGUGGGCUGGAGCCGCGAUGCAUGACAGGUCAGUCUAUUGCUGUACUUCCAAAAGCACACUCCCGCUCAGAGGUACCCUGUUGAGAAAAAAAUGAACCUGCCGUCCAGAGAGGAAUGUGAGGGAUGGGACCAGGCACAAGUAGUCUUCUUUAUGUGCAAGAACAAAAUGCAAGAAUGUGCUACCACUGUUAACAGACUGAAAAUUAAUGGGCAAAGACUUCUGAACCUGUCUGACAGUGACAUGAGCAAGUUUAGUCUCAUCCACCAACCGCAGCUUCAGAAGAUUGUUCAAGACAUCAAGAAAAAUGACGGCAGCUUACUGAAUAAACUGAGAAGACUGAAAAGCAAACCUCUUCCAAAAGUACCUGCGAGAGAUUACAGAGAUGAUGACAGGGAAGGUGAUGACCAACUGUCUGAUCCUGAUUAUGAUAAUGACAUGUAUGAGGAUCUCCGUGAGGAUCAGGACAACAGCUACGAGCCUCCUCCCAGCCAAAGAGUCUUCACCACAGCCCAGACUGCUUCCUUCCCGAGGGGGGAGUAUCUUGACCACUGCCAUAACCGACCCAACCAGCCACCCAGGAAGCCCCUCCGCCCAAACAAAGCCUCCAAACAACUGCCCCCUGAACCCAUCCACGUGGAGAGUGAUGAAGAAGAGUACAUCAGUCCAGACGGCAGUAAUGAUGAUGACAACUACGUUGAACCUGCAGAGGAGCCAGCUUCCAAUCCCAUGAUAAAAGGUGGGAACAGAGCAGGGAGAGACCGACCCAUGUUGCCUACACCUUCACCAGGGCGCCCGCCCAGUCCUGACUUUUAUGAAGUUCCCGACAAAGAGGAAACCUCAUUAUCUCUUCCAGCAAACAGACUGUGCCCGAUCCCUACAAAACAGUCACACUCUUUACCACCUAAACCCAGCCCCAGACUGCAUGUGAGAAGAUCUCCAACAAAUGUCCAAGAGCUCACAGGUGACGAUGAAUAUGAAGUCUGUGAUCCAAAUGAUAGUUCCAGUGGUAAACCUGCAGAGGGUCCUCCUCUACUCCUACCCAAACCUUUGCCCAGAGAGAGGUCACCAAAACCACCAUUAAAGCCGAGGCCUGAUUUAAAACCUAAGGCAUUUGAAUCCCGAACGCUGCCUGUGAUGCAAACUGACCUGAAGCCUCCAGCAAAGGCUUUUACACUGGACUUGAAACGGCCAAAAAUUCCUCUUCCUCAGUCAACCUCCCCCAAACCAGCUAAUGGAGGAAGUGUCUCUGCUGAAAAUGGAUCAAUAAACCAAGAUAAGGAUGCAGACGUGUAUAAGAAAUCCUGGUAUGCAAGCACAUGCGACCGCAAGACUGCUGACGAUGUCUUGGUCCGCUCGAAUAAGGACGGGGCGUUUAUGGUGAGGAAGAGCUCCGGUCAGGACUCACUGCAGCCCUAUACAUUAGUGGUGUUUUACAAGGGCAGAGUGUACAACAUCCCAAUCCGCUACAUACCAACAACUCAGCAGUACGCUCUGGGAAGAGAGAAGAAAGGGGAGGAGUAUUUCAGCAGCGUCUCCCACAUCGUCGAGAACCACCAGAGGACUCCUCUGGUGCUAAUUGACAGCCAGAGUAACACCAAGGAUGCCACCAAACUGUGCUACCCCAUGAGGCCCUAGAUGACCCUCGUUGAUGGCACAAAUGAUUGGACUUGUGCAUCCUAACCCGCUGCGUUUACUGUCAGACUUUAAAUUAUAGAACUCAGUAUGUGAUGCUUUUUUUUCCUGCUUGAUUGUUAAUGUGAAGCCCAGUCAAUAAGACUGUAUGCUGGAGCUGCCUGCAUUGCUGGCCAUGCAGAGCUAAAGCACUGACUCAGAAGAUUUUUUAUUACAAAAUGUAUUAAAAUGAAUGUAAUGGAUGAGAUGUGGUGCUGUAGCUGAAAGAAGCAGGUAGAAAAAUGUUUUGUUUUUAUUUUUUUUAUAGCAAUACUUUGGGGAACCAAAAAAACUAGGUUGUAUAUUGUUUUAAUAAAACUCAUGUGUCGUAUAUUUCAGCUCACAUAUUCAUCACAAAAUGCCACCAGCAACUGACAAACUGGUUCAUUUAUUUUCUGGUCGACAAGUAAUGCUCUCAUAAUCAUGCACAAUUGUUGCAUAACAAAAAAAAAUAAAUCCUAGGCACUUGGUGAAAAUUCUCAGGUAAUAUUUUACAGUACCUCUAUCUGGACUAUAUACAAUUAGACAUCUUUUUAUCUAAAUUGAAAAAAAAGUGUAUGUACAGUGAGUUACUGACACUUAAGUGUGUGCUCCAGAAAUAGAGAUAGAUGCACAAUAUCAGUAUACAGGACAAGUACAUCUGUCCAAUGGUCCCUCUCACUCACUCACACACACUCACACACUUCCCUUGCUGAAAAUACUGAGGGAUCAUGGCUGCAUAAGGAAAUGUUUAGCCACAGUAGGACACUAGUUGAGAUUGUCAAAGGCUUAGGCCUGAUAAGGUGAGGUAAUCGGGAAAUAUAAAUCCUCCUUCCAUAGUGCAAUUAAAAUAUACGAUUAUUUUCAAGUCAAGAAAGAGGGAGGGGGAAAAUUAUCAAAUCAUCUAAGCCUCUUGAAUCCAGAUUUAAAAAGGCAUAAUAUCGCUAGUAUUUCAUUGACAUCACAAAACAAAGGUUUAGCUUUUUAAAUUAAUCGUGUCUUUAGGGAUAUCUGCUUCCACUGAAUGUACACAUGAAAAUAUACCUCUUACAGAUAAUGCUAUAUUUCAACAUAAUUUGGAGUUUAUACAAAAAAUGUUACAAAUACACUGAUUCUCCAAAUGGCCCAAAAAGAGCAUAAAGAAAAGCAUAUAAAGGCUAAACCUAAGAGUCAUAAAUAAAUGUUGAAUAAAACA